Molecule: messenger RNA, 852 nt
Organism: Peronospora farinosa
Lineage: Eukaryota; Oomycota; Peronosporomycetes; Peronosporales; Peronosporaceae
Source: the annotation of a GenBank genome assembly
AUGUCCAUGGGACGAAUGGGACCCGAGAAAUUCACGGUAAUGUGGGUCAGUGGUGAGUGUGGCAUCUCACUUCGCAAUUUUUCUAGAAAUGACAAUAAAGUAGGGGCACAGAUUGCAGUUUUGCAACAUGCAGACGGAGUUACAACGGGCAUUAGCAAUUGUAGAUUGGGGGAUCAAUUGGUGUCGAUCAAUGAUGAACGAGUGGAUGCACUGAGAUUCAGUGAGAUUGUCGAGAAACUUAAAUUGGCUCAAUGCCCCAUUUCAUUGGGCUUUUGCACAAAUGCUAAUGUGCAGACAUCACCGAGAGCUGCAUCGUCGCCAUUGAAUAACUUUCGAAACUCAACGGGGAUGUCAAAGUCGGGUACUUUUUUUUCAAGUGGAGGGUCUGUAGGAUCGAAGAAAAUGAUGGACAAAUUGACAGUAGACCGACAUUCGAUGAGUGAAGACGGUUAUACUAAUGCAAACAAGUUGUUUGGUCAUGAUGAGAGCAGCGACAUGGUGCACGAGACCAUUGACCAUCCUGGUUACGAAGACUUGACAAGUAAAUUGCGAUCGAGUAGUGGUGCAGCGACAAUGACCUUGGAUCGUAGCACGAUAACGUCAGUGCAGUCGUCGUCAAGUACGCUGUCGGGUGAACUUGACAUCUGGUUCCGAGAGCAGGAAGAGAUGCAUAGCGCCAUUAUUGUACUGCUCACGGAGACUGUCAUGCGCUGCGAGAAACUACAACAGGAGAACAUUGACCAGCUUCAGAACCUCAUGCAGCUUUCGGCAAGCAGUCCGCAGCUCAGUGACAAUAGCAGCACGAUCUCUUAUUAUGCAGGUGGUGAGAGAGUCAGCAAUGUGGAAAACUAA